UAAGUAUAUAUGUAUAUUUUUUCAUUAAGUGAAAAUUCGAUGGUUUUUUAUGGGAUGAUAAUUAAAUAGUAACCGUGCCUACGUUAUUGGUAUACCCUGGCGGUGCAUUAGCGAAUGCUGAUAAGUGAGGAUGAAACUAGGUCAUUUAGGCACUUAGCCCAUCGUGACGGAUUUAAGAAAAAUUAGUUUAAAAUUAGGUUAAAGAAUUCAGGUGGAGGUUGACUAUAGCAAUAAACUCUCAGACUCCCCAUUACUAAUAAUGGUGAUUUUAAACCCUAUUAGUAACAAACAAUUUCCCCCACAAAGUUAUAUUUUCACCUUCCAGUCAAAAAUGUAGUUGAAAACAAAAUACAACUGUGUAGAACUUUAAUAUUAUAUUUUCACAUAUAUAAGACGAAAAUGACUGCUAUUGAUCAAUGAAAAGUGUUAAAAUUGUUCUUAUUCUAACUGCAUUUGUAAUUGGACUUCCACAUUAUUUUGCCUACACUAUUGGAAUUAAUCUUAAUCUAUUGUUGACCUGUAGUGUAAAACAUACUCUGUAAUGUAAGGCUCUUUCUAAUAAUGUGUAUAUAUGAGAAUAAGUAACAAGACAAUAAAAUUUUGCAGGAUAAUAGUAUAAAGAACACUUGUGAAAGUCAAGUAUAAAUAUAGUUCAAUGGCACAUAUUUUGGUUCUUGAUUCUGUUCAAGAUGUAUUCAUUUGUGGGUGUUGUAAAACAGUUUUUAACUCUUUGCAAGUGUUUCUAGAUCAUAAAAGCCAGCUAUGUAAUAAAGACAACCAGCCACAGUUAUUAGAGCCUGCAAAUAACAUAGUAUCACCUAAAUGUGCAUUAUCAACUCCAGACACUUUAAGUGAAGAUAACAAUAUAAGAGAUAUAACUUGCAAUCAUUGUAGUAAAAAAUUCAAGAAAAUCACUAGCUUAUUUGCACAUUUGAAAACACACAAUGAUAAACCAUAUCAAUGCCCGAUUUGUGGACGAUGUUUUGUACAGAACUCUCAUUUGCAAAGACACAUCAAGUGUCACAGGGUAUGGCCAGAAGGACUUAGUAAAACAACUGCUACAUCUACAGAAGUAGAUCUUUUAAGUUAUUCAUGUUCAUAUUGUGACAUGGUAUUGUCAAAUUAUAUCCAAUUCAGAGGCCACUUAAAGAAUCAUUUAUCAUUAAAAAAAUUCAAAUGUGUUCAAGAUGGAUGUGUUAGCUUGUAUGACAGUAUUGAGGGUUUGCUUCAUCAUGUGACUGUAGCUCAUUUAACCCCAAAGUAUUCAUGCCAUAAUGCUACUUGCAGUAAAGUAUAUAAUUCUUUAGAAGACAUUGCAAGUCAUUAUCAAAACCAUGAUGAAUGUAGGACAGAUCGAAACAGUACUGUACCCAAAAAAUAUAAAUGUUUACAAUGUGAUGCUACUUUCAGAAGAUUGGAAAAGUUAUCUUUGCAUAUGGUUACUGAAACUCAUAAAAAGACUUGUAUUCAUUGUGGAAAGAUAUUUGCAAGUGAUAAAAGAUUAAGGCUCCACUUACAGAUACAUAGAAAAUUGAAACCUUUUCAAUGUAAUGUUUGUAACAGCAGCUUUCACAUGAAAAAAUAUUUAUCCGUUCAUAUGUUAAAACAUGGUGACAGGCAAUAUACAUGCAGUAUUUGUAGAUAUAUGUUUAAGAGGCCAGAUUUACUCCAAAGACAUAUGAAAUUACAUCAAUUAAGAAGAAAAUUUACAUGUCCAUUCAAGGACACAUUAAAUUGCAAAAAAGAAUUUAGUAGAAGCGACAAAUUAAAAACACACAUGAAACUUCAUACAAAACACAUGCCGCUUUGUUCUACUCCACCUAAAACAUUACCUGAUCAUGAAGCAGGCACAGUAGAGAUAUGUAUAGUACCUUUAGACAAGAAUAACAAAUAACUUUAUGAGUCAUUACUAGAUUUUGUCUAAUUUAUAAAUACAUAAUUGUAAACAAUGUAGGUAGUUAUUAUUUAUAUAUAAUUUAUACAAGUUAUUUAAUUGUUAUUUAAUAAUAAAAUUGAUUAACUAAAUUGUUUUCUUCAAA
This is a messenger RNA of Galleria mellonella (greater wax moth), 2039 nucleotides long. RefSeq names its product zinc finger protein 341-like. The transcript is spliced from 2 exons. Gene Ontology annotation, molecular function: RNA polymerase II cis-regulatory region sequence-specific DNA binding; DNA-binding transcription factor activity, RNA polymerase II-specific. Gene Ontology annotation, biological process: regulation of DNA-templated transcription. The record is from RefSeq and is a predicted model, not a curated record. The coding region runs from base 656 to 1894 and encodes 412 amino acids. Lineage: Eukaryota; Metazoa; Arthropoda; Insecta; Lepidoptera; Pyralidae.